AUGAUCGACAGAAGCCAGCACAUGUGUGUUUGUGGGAAAAACAGCGAUCUCAAUUCGAAGCCAUGGUUUUCUGAACUUCCGACCCCUCCAACGAAGAACGAGGACGAUCCUACCCGGGUCGUGAAGUUUCUCACUUUACUAGCUCAGCUGGUGGCGUCCGUGGCAGACACCACAUUGGUCAGGUAUGUGCAGAGUUGCUUGCAGUACUUUGCUUUGCAUCAGGAUCUGGGUUUUGAUGCAUCUCGGAUCUCCCAGGUGCAAGCCUAUGAUGUUAUGAUACAGCUUUACCGGUCCCCUGAGGAUGAAGAAGAAGUUCCCACGUCAUGCUUUCCCCUCAAUACGUUGAAGGCUCUGAGGUGGAUGGUCAAGGUGGCCACCAUUUCCUUUCCGGAUCUUUACACAGGCCUUUUUCAUUCGGUGGCUCACCAACGUAACGAAGCAGAUCGCCGAGAGUCAGUGCCUUUGCCUCUGGAUUUUGUUGCUUACCUGGAGUUUUGCCUGCUUUCAAAUACCUUUCCUGAUCUGCAAUUGAACAUCGGGGCGCUCCUGGUUAUGAUUUGGGGCUCUCUGCGGUUCAGCGAUGCCAUGCAUGUGAAGUGGGGAUCUUUACUUUACGAACAAGAGGUGGGCCGUGGAAUUUCUUUCCGGACCAAGACCUCAGUGCGUGGUGCUCCCUUUGGGGUGGUAGGAGUGGGCCUUCUCGGUCCAUGGUUCCAGCUAUGGCUUGCUUUACUGAAAAAUGAAUGGUGUCGUAUUGGUAAGGUGGCGGGCCCUGUGGAGCCAGAUGCCUUACUUUUCCAUGCGAGCGACGACGAGUUGUUCGUUCCCAUGACAUAUGGGGAGGGCCUUGCUACUUUACGUCACCUUUUAUUGCGUUGGAACAAGCUUUCAGGUGCUCAGGUGCAAAUGGAAGCAGAUCUGGCAGGUGCUACUUUUCCUUUGGCAUCGGACCCUGGUGAUGUUGUGGCCCCAGAGAAGGCAACCACACUUCCUUUGCACUCGUCAGGUGAGUCAGGCAGCAGGCACUCCGGAUGA
Symbiodinium sp. CCMP2592 is the source of this 1035-nucleotide messenger RNA. The record is from the annotation of a GenBank genome assembly. NCBI's taxonomy places the organism in Eukaryota, Dinophyceae, Suessiales, Symbiodiniaceae.